Nothobranchius furzeri (turquoise killifish) is the source of this 2697-nucleotide messenger RNA. The record is from RefSeq and is a predicted model, not a curated record. NCBI's taxonomy places the organism in Eukaryota, Metazoa, Chordata, Actinopteri, Cyprinodontiformes, Nothobranchiidae.
AAUUGUAAAUACAAUAUCAUAUAUGCAUGGCCUGUAUAUAUUUUUAAGAUAAUUGCAAUUGAAAGUAAAUGUACCAUAUUGGUGCAGAUCUCAAACUUUAAUAUCUGUCAGACAUUUCACUUUACUUAAGUAAGCAACUCUCAUCUUUUUUUCAGUUUUAUCUUGUUCCAGAUAACAGACUCUUCUUCACUGGCCCCAGUAUGCAGAGCAUGCGCCUGGUAGUCAUGUCAGAGGAGGAGAAGAAGUUCGUUUGGAUGGAAUGCCACAAUAACCCUGGUACCGGGAACCACAAUGGUGUCAGAGGUACCCGAAACAGGGUUGUUGCUGGCUAUUACUGGCCAACAUUGAACCAGGACAUCGGUGAAUGGAUAAUGGCCUUAUUUGAGUGAAGAAGCUAAAUCAGGUCGUCAUAAUGUUUUCUAAAACAUCUGUAGGCUAUAUAACUGAAUGUGUUUACUUGCACACUUACAUUUCAACAUUAGUUUCUGUCUUUUUAUGUUAUAAUCAAUUUAUAUCAGCUGGUUUAGGGUUUCCUAGACAUUUUGUUUGGAAUACGCCUUUCAGGUCAGAUGUUGUCAUCGCUGCCAGAUGAAUGACCCAAUCAAGACCGUGGCACCAACAUUACAUCCCAUCAAGGUAAAAGAACCUUGGGAGGUGCUGGGCAUGGAUUUAAUUUGACCACUCCCAGAAACACGUCUAGGAACCGAUAUGUCCUGACCAUGACCGAUCUGUAUACUAAGUGGGAGAUUGCAGAACCUCUUAAGUCCAAGACUGCUGCUGAGGUCUCUGCAGUCAUGACGUCUAAGUUAUACAUGUUUGGCAUGGUGAGGAAGAUCAUCACUGACCAAGGAAAGGAGUUUAUGAACCAGCUCAACGACAGCAUUUUCAGCAUGCUGAAUAUUAAACAUGCUGUUUCCAGUGCGUACCACCCCCAGACCAACGGGCAGAACUCAAAGGAUGAGAGGACCAACCAGAACAUUAAGCGUGCGCUCAGAAAGUACGUGAACCAGAACCACGACGACUGGGACGUUCACCUUGCUGCUGUGGUGUAUGGCAUCACUGCAAAGCAGGUAUUCCUAUUUUGACAUUUUGUAUGACUUUUACGCUGCUUCACAGCGCAGCGUCGUCUUAAGAAUGUGUUUUAAACUUAAGUUGAUUAAAAAAAAGAAGUUAUUGGCAAGUGCAAGAGAAAAUGAAUUAAUGGAGAGAUUUUGUGUGAUCAGCACUUCACCCGCCACAGUCCCUAAUUCCUGUUCUUCCACCGACAUCCACUUCUUCCUGCUGUGAUGAACGCCUGUCCCAUGGACGAUGACUUUGAGGUUGCAGACCCAGAAGAGGACAUUGACGCAAGAGUUGAGGAGACGACGGUUCUGAAUGAAAUGGUUCUUCGCAAUAUUGAGAGGGCACAGGACACCCAGAGGAAGAGCUUUGGAACACGGAAAAGGAAGCUAGUAAGACAGUGUGUUGUUCAAGCAGGCGAUGACGUGCUUUUGUCAGGAGAUCCAAAAACACAUGCAUUCUCCAGCCAUCACCAAGGACCGUACACUGUGGCCAGCAUCACUCUAAAGGGGGUGGCCAUUAUCGUGAAGGGAGCAACUUGCCAGAAGGUAAAUGUGUCCAGGCUGAGGAACUACCACAGAUCAAAAAAUCCACCAACUGAUGGGAAGUUUCUCCUGGACCACUUAUGUGGGACUCCUGAAUGGCAGAUUGAUCAUCAGUAUGCCAGCCCAGGAGCAAGGUGGCAGAAAGACUUGGACCCUCUUCAGUCCAGUCUGGUGGAAUAUGCCUUGGGACCAAAACCGACCUCCAGGAGAACUCCUAGUGAAGGAAGACAAAAUCUGCCUAACUCGGGAAGACUUUUGGAGCCUGGGUUUGGAACAGUCCAUGGAAUCUACUAUUGGGAAGGCUUGUCUGAAGAUUGUGGCGGAAGCUGCACAAAGACAUGUAAUCUGUCGUACUGGUACACCUUUUCUUUGGUUAUAGCCAUGAAUGGUUGUUGUGUAUUGAUUUUGCUUUUUUGUGUGGGUUUCCUUUAGGGAAAAGAUGUUCACAUUGUUGACCUCUAUGUCGUGGCCACCUGGAAGGAUCCACAAGUCAACCUGCUGCGUUGCUUGCCGGUAUGUUUUUUGUUGGUUUUACUCCUGCAUGUGCAUGUUUACUAAUUUAUACAAUACAUGUAGGAAAACUUUAGGUCCAAGGACAUCCUGCUUUGUCCUGCUUGGAGUCGGCAGGCAGGUGAAGCUGACCAUUAUCUGCUCUGUGUGAGUGCCCUUGAUCUUUCUUGCUCUGUGUUUUUUCAUCUGAUAGAAAAUAACAGAGGUUGACAUGUCGUGUUUUCAUGGAUUAUGCUAACAUGUCUAUUUCAGGCUAUAUUGGUAGCCGAGAGACAGCAAUACUCUUUCUGGACUCACUUCGCCCUGAUGGUUUUGGAAAUGAUCUCUACUAAACCACAUUUAGGUUGACACUAAAAUGAAAAUUGUUCUGGCCUUGUUCAAUGGCCUAUUGCGUUUUUUGGAAAGAUUGUCUAAAAGCAGCCUCGUUAUUAGGCUUAAAGGUUUGGGAGGGAGCCUUGUUCUAAGGCUACUUCAUGAAAGGGAUGCACCAAUACUGAUAUCCAGGCCAAUACUGUUCUAAUUAACUCGUAUCUGUAUAGUUUAGUUAACUGAUACCAUGAACUGAUACUUUAAAUGUGGAAAC